UCUCCUGUUAAAAAAGAGAUGGAUGAAGACAACGAUGAAGAUAAUGAAAGUGAAGAUGAAUGGGAAGAUGUAGAAGAACUCCAGGAACCUGCCACAGAUAAGUUAGAAGAAGCUGCUUCUCUUCAGGCAGUGGUGCUGCCAAGCAAUCCUGUCGAGAUAGAGAUUGAAACCCCAGAGCAGCUGAAGAAAAGAGAAAGGAGAGAAAAAAGGAAGGCUGAGUUUGAGAUCUACCUGCGAAGAAUGAUGAAACGUUUUAGCAAGGAGGUUCGUGAGGACACACAUAAGGUUCACCUCUUGUGUUUAUUAGCAAAUGGUUUCUAUAGGAACAGGAUCUGCAACCAGCCAGAACUUCAUGCCAUUGGUCUAUCUGUCAUCCCCACCCACUUCACUAAAGUGCCUGCUGAUCAAGUGGACCUUCUCUACCUUUCCAACUUGGUGAAAUGGUUUGUGGGAACCUUCACUGUCAAUGAUGAGCUUUCCACUGAAAAAGGAGAGCCCCUUCAGUCGACCUUGGAGAGGCGCUUUGCCAUCUAUGGUGCACGAGAUUAUGAGGAGUUAGUUCAUGUAUUUUUAAUUAUUCUGCGAGCAUUACAGCUGAUGUGUCGCCUCGUGCUGUCUUUUCAGCCUCUUCCUCUCAAGGAAACAGGAGCAAAGGUAAAAAGCUCAUCCAAGAGGCAGUCUCUCAGUGCUGCUUCUGAGGGGCAGGAGGGCUCGGCUGUAACGUCCAAAGCCGUGACGAAAAAAUGCCCCUGCAAAAAAGCCAAGCAGGAUGAGAAAUCCUCAGAGAGUGAAAAAGACAACAAGGAGCCCAAGAAACCCAAAACUGCUCAGACCAAAAGGUUGUGCAAGUCAAAGUUAACUACAGGCAGCCAGGAACAAAAGGAAUCGGGUAAUGAGGAGAGCAGUUUAGCAGAAAAAGAUGUUCUGGUCAGGCCCAAGAAUGAUCGGCGGAGGCGAGUGGCCUCCAAAGUGUCUUACAAAGAAGAGAGUGAAAGUGAUGAGGGCAGCGUCUUGGACUUUGAGAUUUCAGAGGAGGAGAGUGAUCUCUCUGAUGAAGAUUUUGUAACUGUCCCUAAAAGGCGGAAGAGCUCACUGGGCUCCUGGAAUUCAAAGGUAACAGCUACAAAAAGCCUCAAAAUUGAGGCUUCGGAAUCAAGGCUAUCUAAAAAUUCACGUGGAGCUGAGCCUAGGCCAGCAAAAAGUGCAGCUUCAGCCUUGCCUCAUGCACAGAGAAAGAGAAACAAAAUAAUUUCUAGUGAUGAAGAUGAUGGACAGCAGGAGAUAAGCAAAGUGAUGGGCACAGACCAGUGGCUGGAAGUUUUCCUUGAACAUGAGGAAAAGUGGGUGUGUGUAGACUGUGUUCAUGGCAGCGUUGGCCAGCCCCAGCUGUGCUUCAGGAAUGCCACAAAGCCACUUUCCUACAUUGUGGGAUUUGACAAUGAUGGGAGUGUCAGGGAUGUGACACAAAGAUAUGACCCAGUGUGGAUGACUGCAACAAGGAAGAGCCGUGUUGACCGUGAGUGGUGGGAAGACACACUUCAGCUGUAUAGAAGUCCCCAUGUGGAAAGAGACAUGAAAGAGGAAAAUGAGUUUCAAGUCAAGCUUCAAGAUCAACCUCUACCAACAGCAAUUGGGGAGUACAAAAACCACCCUCUUUAUGCGCUGAAGAGACACCUCUUGAAAUAUCAGGCCAUUUAUCCUGAGUCAGCUGCUAUCCUAGGGUACUGCAGGGGGGAGGCUGUCUACUCCAGAGACUGUGUACACACACUGCACUCUAAGGACACUUGGCUGAAGCAAGCUCGGGUGGUGAGGAUUGGAGAAGUGCCUUACAAGAUGGUGAAAGGCUUUUCCAACCAGGCCAGGAAGGCACGCCUUGCAGAGCCCGCAAACCGGGACAAGGAGGACCUGGCGCUGUAUGGUCGCUGGCAGACAGAGGAGUAUCAGCCACCUGUAGCAGUGGAUGGAAAGGUUCCUCGGAAUGAAUAUGGAAACGUCUAUCUCUUCCUGCCAUCCAUGUUACCCAUUGGCUGUGUGCAGCUGAGACUCCCAAAUCUGAACAGAUUGGCACGGAAGCUGGACAUUGACUGUGCUCAAGCCAUCACUGGCUUUGAUUUUCAUGGCGGCUACUCACACCCAGUUACUGAUGGCUACGUUGUCUGUGAGGAGUACAAAGAGAUCCUCAUUGCUGCCUGGGAGAAUGAACAAGCAGAAAUAGAAAAGAAAGAGAAGGAGAAGCGUGAGAAAAGAGCUCAGGGGAAUUGGAAGCUGCUGACAAAAGGACUUCUCAUCAGAGAGAGACUGAAGCAACGCUACUCCAUCAAAACUGAGCCAUCAGCUCCUGAGUCAGAGAAAGGAGCUGGAUUCUCUUCUGAUGAAGAAGGAGGUCAAAGUUCAGAGACUGCAGUGGAGAACAUGGCCAUUUUUUGGCCUCAAAAUCGCCAGUUAGAGAAAAAAAAAGAAGAGAAGACAACCAGAAAGAGCAAGCGAGAAAAGAAAGAAGAAGCAGCACAGUUGUUCCCUUUUGAGAAACUGUGAUGGGAACAAGUGUUUCUUUGCCAUUUUCCAGAGGCAAGAACCCUGGUGACACCAGAAGUAUCCCUUGCCAGUUAAGGAC
Molecule: messenger RNA, 2614 nt
Organism: Chaetura pelagica (chimney swift)
Lineage: Eukaryota; Metazoa; Chordata; Aves; Apodiformes; Apodidae
Gene: XPC
Product: xeroderma pigmentosum, complementation group C
Exons: 15
Coding region: 19-2535 (838 amino acids)
Biological process (GO): nucleotide-excision repair; mismatch repair
Cellular component (GO): nucleotide-excision repair factor 2 complex; nucleus; XPC complex
Molecular function (GO): single-stranded DNA binding; damaged DNA binding
Source: RefSeq, a predicted model, not a curated record